AUGUCUUCGAUUGGAGUGGCUGUGCUUGUGCGAUCUCGACAUGUUGUGGAGGCAGUAGAAUUCAGUGAGGGGGAUCGCUGUCGGAAGGAUGUGCCACCCAGUGUCUUGAAAAAUUGGGCAAAAGUGGACCUGAGUUUGUUGAGCGACACGACGACUUGA
Molecule: messenger RNA, 159 nt
Organism: Puccinia graminis f. sp. tritici CRL 75-36-700-3
Lineage: Eukaryota; Fungi; Basidiomycota; Pucciniomycetes; Pucciniales; Pucciniaceae
Exons: 1
Coding region: 1-159 (52 amino acids)
Source: RefSeq, a predicted model, not a curated record